This is a messenger RNA of Porites evermanni, 8057 nucleotides long. The record is from the annotation of a GenBank genome assembly. Lineage: Eukaryota; Metazoa; Cnidaria; Anthozoa; Scleractinia; Poritidae.
ACAGCUGACAAGACUACCAACGACUGCGAGGCCGUAGGCUAUGACAACUGCCAUAACGUUAAUGGGGCCCAGGGUCCCAAGGGCAAAAGAGGUGGAGACGGUGGAAAUGCAGGAUUGCCAGGUAUGUAAUGCUUGGGUCUGGCUCACAAAAGCAAUUGAAACAAACGCGCAUUUGGACAUUCUACAUGUACAUCCCAACAUGAUAUGCGGAUUUGAUUUCGAUUUUCCUCGAAAAAAAAAUUAGCUAGUGUCCAGCCGCGCCAGCUAGGAGAGCCCGAUUGCAAGUCCGACGCGCUGACCUUUCGAUCGGCCACCCUUCCCGCUUUCACGAUGUUAAAUUUAUUUUCUAGGCAAAGGAGGGACAGCCGGACGUAUAAUCAUUCGUUAUACGAAGCAUACUGGAACAGUGCAAUUACAGACCUGCGGGGGUAAAGGAGCACCGCCAGCCUUGAAUGGACAAGGUGGCCAAGGUAAGGGGGCUUUCAUUUAUUAUGACCUACGGUUUAAAAAACUGCUUUUAUGGGGGUAACACUAUUACGGGUAAACCAGUACUUUUCAUUGUGGCCCACAAGGUUGAAAAUCCCAACUGCCGAAGGCAAGCUAGUUGGCAAUUUAUGAGCGUGCUCUAGAAGUUGAACUCUGGACUGCCGAGAAUAAGUCCAGCUAGCGGUCAGGGCGGGGAUCGAACUUCGGGCCUCCAGAUUAAAAGUCCCACGCACUAACUGGAGCUUGUUUACACUGCCUCCUCCUCGCUUCAGCAAAUUGACCAGAAGUUGGCCGAAAUACAUUGAUAUAUCUGCAAAAUAGUGAAUAUAAUUUGUAUAGGUAAUAGCAUGAUUUUUAGUGAUAUUUGGCAUAAAUACCUCGAGUGAUAUUUUGAAAUUGUUAUACGUAAUUUCACGAGCCGUUAGGCGAGAGAAAUUUGAGACAAUUUUGAAAUAUCACGAGUGGUAUCUAUGCCAAAUAUCACGUACAAGUCAUGCUAUUAUUUGUCUAUACUACCACCCGCAAAAGAUUUGUAAUUUUCACAUGUAGGUAUUUCAAAUUAAGCUGAAAUACCACUGCUCUAAGCCAAUCAAAUUGCAGUAAUUUUUCAUGUAGUAGUAUAAACAAAAGUAAAUAAUAACAGUACAAAUCUCCCAGAAUCCUUCGAUCCAUUUUUUUAAAGCUUUAUAAGUUUGACAAUUUUAUACCUAAAAGAAUGUCAGACCACAACAAGAUAACAUUUGCCUAAAAAUAUCUUCCUAUGUCAUAUCUACGAGAGUGAGGUCAUCAGUAAUAAUAAUAAUAAUAAUAAUAAUAAUAAUAAUAAUAAUAAUAAUCAACUAAAUAAAAUAGGAUCUCUCAACAAUGUCAAUUUAAUGACCAGUGUUGUGACCUUUUCACAAGGGCCCAACCAUGUGUCAGUGUGUUAGAGUUUAAUUCAGUGAUAAUAUCAGUCACAAAAGCUGGUUACUUUAGGUGGCGAAGGUGGCGAAGGAGGACAUGGAGCAAAGUGCACGACAUACUACAGAAGACCAUGGCCAGUAGGCAAAUCAACAAAAGGCUGUGAAAAAUAUGGAGAUCCACUUUCAAGAGGUCCAAAAGGAGACAGAGGAGAUGAUGGGGUUCCCGGAUCAAGUAAGAUUUAAUGCGCACAAUAGAGAGGAGAAAUCGCUAGGUCACGCUACGCAGAAUUUUUGGAUGACAACAAACCGAAAAUGUCUCUUAAAAAGUGAAUUCGCACUGUUUCAAACUUCAUCGAUCCUAUUCAUUUUCAUUUAGUUUGUCAAAUCUUGGCGAAAUUUCUGGAGUUGAAUCCGAAGGACCGUAUCAAAGUUUACAAAAAGAAAAAGAAUUUUUGUGUGUGAAAUUAGCAAAUUUCAUGUGGAAACCUACAUGAAGGCCGUUUACGCAAUAAAAUGUAUUUACACUCCACUUUGAAAGGGUGUUUUUUUGUGUUAAAAGAUUUUUACCAAUCACAAGAGUUAAAAACAAUAGCCAAGAAAAGUUUACAGUUUUACAUGUUCCCCACAAAGGAUUUCUUUGUUAUUCAAACUGAGACCAGAUUUUGUUAUAUGGAAGAUGGUUGGAAAGUAAGGAUGAAUAUAUGUACCGCUUUAUGAAGUUUUGUUAACUUUUGCUAUUUAAGCCAAUCAGAAGUAAGUACAGACAAUAGAAAAGUUAGCACCUUUUUUGCAUUCCAACAUGUUCGUUGCCGUUGUUGCUAUCGUUCUUAUCUGGACAGUUUCUUAAAGUGUCUCAAAGUGAUCAACUAAACACCUUCGCUUGAUGGGACAAAUUAACAUUAUUUAUGGUUGAAUUUAUAACACGGUUAACAGAUGCCAAAAAAUAUCACAAUUAAGAGAUAAAGCAUUCCGAGGUCCAUUCAAAAAACAGCUAAAACUGUUUUCAAAACUUUCAGCUCCUUCUAAAAAAGGACUGGAUGGUGUGGUAGAGGACUCUUCAAUUGCAUCGGGAAGAUUAAACGCAGCUAUCAAAAGGGACUAUCCACAGGAGCUGCUCCUUCUGAUGAGGCGACAAGCCGUCGACUUGUUGCUAGGCAACAGCAAUGAUCAACAGGGUAGAAGUACACUGCAGUUUAUAAAAAGCAUUGUAGAAGAGAGAGAUGAUGUAGAGCAACUAAAGAAAGGUAUGCGAUGCCCAGUCAGGAAAUUUCAUAAAACAGAAACAUCAGUGCAUGGAAACACACCGUUGUGAAAUCCAAGACAGUGGUCGCCAAGACCAACGGUGCGUUUCCACGUAAUGCUAUGCCAUCGAGGCAUCGAUAGUAACGUUUACGAUCUAGGCCUGUUUUAUAAGGAUUUAUGUGGAGUCAUUCGAGCAUAACGGUGCCUGUAUCUCCCCACCAAUUCGAACCAACACACUGAUUUUUGAUAAGGGGGCUUUCUUCUUCUUGUUCUUUUUGAGUAAGCUAACCUUUUCCAUAAUUCCACAGAUUUAGUUUUUGUGACGACAUCACUUGUCUUCUCUAUUUCCAACUUGAACUCUGACCUUUGCCGUUUGCCGUAAACGUGAUUCUAAAACUCUUUAUUCUCAACCACUGUUAGACGUGAACAGGAAGCUUGGGUUUUUGGGACAAUAUGGCUAUGACAUUUUUGGAAACAACAAGUUAUUUGCCCCUCUUGUCAAGUGGGGAAAACUUGAAGAAGACGUUGAAGAAAUAAAGGACGCUGCUGAAACCUACGAAGAUGCUUUCAACGAUAUCUUGUCUACCGUGCAAGACAAGGAAAACUUCCAGCAGGUCAGCCUUUCUAAUUAAUUUUAAAAGGUUGGGCAUUUUAUUUUUUUUAAGUUUACAGUUCGUUUGAAGGAAUAGAACUUGUUUGGAAUGCGGCAUCUUAACUUGGCCCUGCUUCACUCGAGAUGAAAAGAGCUUGAGACAAGUAAUUGCCAUACGGAACCCCGCUACAAAUUACAAUUUUCCAAUCACCAUCACCAUCAUCAUCGUCAUCACCGUCGUCAUCGUCAUUAUUAUCAUUAUCAUUACUCACGAGCCAAUUACUAUGAUGAUGAUAAUGAUAAUGAUUACGAUUAUGAUUAUCAUUACCAUUAUUACUAUUAUUAUUAUUAUUAUUAUUAUUAUUAUCAUCAUCAUCAUCAUCAUUAUCAUCAUUAUGACAAUUGUUAUCAUAAUAAUAAUAAUAAUAAUAAUAAUUAUUAUUAUUAUUAUUAUUAUCAUUAUUAUUAUUAUUAUUAUUAUUAUUAUUAUCGUAUUAUAAUUGAUAUUAUGAAUGGGGCACUAAGUUCAUUUAAACGCUAGUAUGAUAUUCCUCCACAGAUGGCGUCUAAGUUGGCAGAUGUUUCAUCAAAACAAGUUAAUGCCCAAAUAGCCCGACUGGAAGAAGCAAAGUCAGUUGCGUUAAAGCAAAAAGGAAUGUAUGUUAAUGUACGUAUGGAUAUUGAAAUUUAAUUUCACGUAUUUCCCCGGCACACUGAAGCUGUGUUUCAGCUUCCAUUUAUGGUUUAAAUCCUUUCCUUUGCUUCAAAAGAACUCUAAAACACCUCAAGACCGCUGCACCGGUAUCGCAGAGGUCAAGGGAUCGAAUCCCGUACAAGCCUGAAUUUUUUUCAGGCUUUCAGUUUUCGCAACAGCAAAAUUUGAGUCAUAACCGCGAUGAUCUACUUUCAUAUAAUUAUUUAAGUACUUUUCGCUUCAUGUCUACAUUAAGGGAAAUUUGGAUUCUGCCAAUAAAUUCAACAAUAUGACGUCAUAAUGACGUUACAUUACGCCACUGCGUCAAUCAAGUUAUGCUCAGAAGUUGGACAUGACGAGUACAUUAUCGUGUGUACUUUUGGUGGUCGUAGGGUGAGCCAAUUUAAAGUUAUAGAAGAGUAGUAACAUCCAAUCUGGAAAACCUAUUAAAAAAAACCCAUUGAUUUGUUCGAAGGCUAUCAAAACGCAGGAGGGAAGAAUGAAAUCCAUACUUAUCAAGAUCAAGAACAUGCUACCAAACGCUCAAAAGAAGGUGCAGGACAAGCUAAAUCGCGACGAAACCAUCGCAGUACUCCAGGGAAUGACAGGCUUUGCCAGCGCCAUAGCUGGAAAGGACCCCUUUGACUUCAUCAACACUGCUCUUGACAUUGCGUCUUAUGCCUCAAAUGCGCCAUGCCGCAUAUCACUUGAUUCUUCUCUUAGAAGUAUCAACAAAUGGUUGACUUUUGGGAAGGAGUACAUACCUCUGGAAGACUCGAGUGACCUGGACUUUUCUCUGGUCGAUAUUAAUUCAGUCCCUGAAAUUAUGCAGGUCAGUAUCUGUCAUGAUCCGCAGAGUGGAUACUCUCCAUCUGGGGACUAUUAAAAAAACUUGUACGAAUGUAAGUUACAACUGUAGCCAUUAAUUAGAGUCUGAAAACAAUAGCGAGGCUGGUAAAUUGUAAUUGUAAAAAUGAACGUGUGAUUAACUGACGUGUGAAAACGCUUGCGAACUCCAACUGCCCAAAAUGUUAUAAAUCUGAAACCAAUUUUGAAUCUGAAAUAAUGAGCUCUGACAUAGACUUGAUAAAACACAUAUGUUAAAAAUGGAAUGAGCUGUACAUUUUAGCUGAGACUUACUUUCGAAUUAUAUACCCUUUAUUUUUUUCUCUCUCUCCUUUGAAAUUUAGGCCAACCUUGAGAUAAGCAAAGAACAACUGGCUGCAGAUUUAGUGUGCUUGUUAGACGAGCAUUCCAAACCAAGUUUAACUGCAGAUCUAGAAGCAGAAAUAGAGUCCUAUUUCAUCGUUGGAUCAUCUCGCAUAGAUAUGAUAGCAAAAUGUAUGGACAUUGAUAACGAGAUUGGAGGAUACAACUUUGAUAUUCCUGUGCUUAAGGAUACAGCUAGCGCAGUUUCUGAAGUGAAGGAUUCGGAAAGUAUGAAAUCAAAACUAAUUUCCUUCUUAGCCAGAGAAAACAGCCGACAUUUUGAGACGCCAACAGUGGUUGCCCCGCGGCAUGAUGUCUGAGAUACUGACACUACACUACUCAGAUCUGGCUAGUGCUUCUCAUUGGUUGAAACAAAUUUCCCUCCCGGUAGGAACAAUCAGAGGCACUACCCGGAUUUGCGCUCGUUCUUCAGAAGUCACUUCGCAGGGAAACCAGUAGUGACGUGACGAAAUGUCGGCUUUUUUUCGUAGGCUGCUUCCUUCUUCAUUUUAUUUCUCUGGAAAGACAAUGAAAUAGUUAAUAGCCCAUAUGUUCACGGCUUAAGUUCCGCUGUAGCUCAGAGAUUAGGACCCCCAAGAAUUCUAGGAAACCCCACGAAGAGCAAAAGAUUCUAAAAUAAUUGGGGAAGCCCUUUUUAGUAAGUUUCAAGACUCCAGUUCAUAGAAAAUUAAUAAUAAUUCAUUUGAUCACCUUCAGGUUUAUACCUUGACCCACUCCCCUCCUCCGAUCCCCUCCUCCGAUCCCCUCCUCGCAAUGUUGUGCCAGCAACUGCUGGUUUGCACCCUUUCAUGUAAAUUCUACGAAAAAAAUUCUAUUGUAGUGACCACCAACACAACACCAACACUGCCGCCUUGUCACGUGAUUGCGAGCCAAUUAUAAACAACAUCUUUUUUUCUUUUCUUUUCUUUGUUUUUUUGUCAUAUCAGGUGGUUCCUUAAGCAGCAAUCUUCAGCAAACAUUCACCGAUAAUCUGCUCAGCACAUACAGACAACUGGAAACAAUGUUUAUGGAAAAGCUAUACGGUCUUUACAAAGCCCUUGGUUUCCGUACCCUCUGGGUGUUAGAUGAUGUCAUGCGUUCAUUCCGUAGGAUCGCCUCUGAAAGUGCCUAUGGCGUUGGGAGACUCAACGGAGCAGUACAAUUAACAGACGUGUUUCAAAAUAUGAAAGACAUCAAGUCAAAGGCUGUGACGUGUUUCUCGAUUAACCCGUACAGCACUGAUAUUCAGAAGUGGAGUUUCGAUAAAACCAACAACAAAGCGGUGAGCUCGCCACGUCACGCUGCCGUAGUGUUUCAACCUUCCCUGCUGAUUCCAGUGUGAACACUUUGCAAAAUACAGUCAAAUCCCGCAUUACCGACACCCGCUUAGUGCGGAUUCCUCAUUAUUACGGACAGUAUGGUAGUCCCUGGUAAAAGAAAGCCCUUAGAUUUUCUCCAAAUUUAACCUUCUUAAUAAAGACAUCCCGUUAUUACGAACACUUUUUAUGGCCCCCUCAGUAGCCGUAUCAAAGGGGUUUGCCCGACGGUCAAGUGCAGUUUUGGGGGAACAAAAUUCAAAUAACAGACGGAUUGUAAUCAAUCCUGCUCACCAAAAAGUUUUUUCGGGCCAGUUGAAAUGACUUGUAGGCUAGUACAUGCUAACUACAACUUGCUCGAAUGGCAGGCUGUAAAACUGACUCUCUUUGCACCCUGUUUGCCUCGUUAAAUCAGGACAUAUUUUGAUGAUUUAGUGUCAGAAAAGUGCGCAAAUGUCUUGACAUUUUUUUAUCUUUUACCGCGACGGACGAAUACCAACAGUUAAUAAGUUACUUUUUUUCGUGUAAAUGCUACUCUAAGCGCUUAUCAUACUGGACGUCAUUUCCGCACAGUGAAGACGAUCUCUAUCAAGUGCUAAAUGCAUCGACACUAAAAUUAAUUGGUAGCUUUUCUAAUCAUACCAAACAGUAUGUACAUAGCCUCAUAUCAGUGAUAUUGUGGCUCUUUGCCUUUUUCUUCUCUCCAGAUAUUUGACGAACUUGCUCAAGGGGAGACAACAUUUAGCAUCAACAUUGAUCGUAGUUGCGAGACUUGUUACAACGUCCGUCUAUUAAAGGUAACAUUUACAAGAUAUUGCUAAAGUUUAAUAUUGCAUUUGCAAAACAUAAUUAUCCGAUGUUAAAAAGUUCAUUGUCUCAUAUUCGCAGAUAUACAUCGAGCUUUUUGGGGCCGAGCAAGCUGCAAAUGUGCCUAGAAAGAUGUACAUCCAAUUACGCCAUCUUGGCGGUUCCUAUUUUCGUUCAGCUGACAGCGAGACACCGGUGAAAUCAUAUCGUCAACCUCUUGGUGGAUUCAGGACUGUUAGGUUUGACAGAUUUACCAUCAGCGAUGAAACCAAGUGCCGGGAAAGCGAAGCUAGUAAGAAUACAUUAAAUUAGGGAUAGUGUAUUUUGUAACGCAAAAUGGGUGUGCUGGAGGCCGCAAAUGUUGUGAGUGCGUUGGAAUUCAAAUUUAAGGGCAAGGUUGUUCUAGAAGAACAUAACUUUCCUAACCAAAAAAGAGAGUUGAUAGCGUUUUUCUAAACGGUUUCGCCACCAGAAAAAUUGAAAACAAGUUACAUUAUCCACUAUCUUCAGAUCAUAAAGUUUUCUGAAUAAAACAAUGUUAAUUUUAUUCGCCAGAGUGCACAAAGUAUUGCGUAACAGAGGACGAUGCUCGCUGGAUUGGGAUGUGCGACAAUCCCCUUAACAAAGGAAAAGGUCUUCGAACAGACAGCCUUCUGGGAAGGGAAGAAUGCAAAAGUCCUUUUGGCAGUUAUGAGUUGAAAAUUCCCAAAGACGACAACAUGGAAUGUACUGCUGACGGCUUCAUAACAAAUACCAACUGUAAAGAUCUUGACGUAAGUAGCAAUGCACUAUACCGUUUUUUGUGGUAA